AUGUCUCCCGACCCGGGUGGCUUGGGACUCCCGCAGACAACGGGGAAAGUCCCGUUAGCGGAUGGGCCGAUGACACAUCUGGCCGGCCGAUAUCCACUCUUCGACGUCCCCCGUAAUUUACUUAAAGACCGGCAAACAAACGCUCUCGAAGUCAUUCCAGCGUUGGUCAUUGCUCAGAACUGCGAGGAAAAACGAAUCGAACGAAAGUCGAACAGAGCUUGUGGAUUUCCUUCUUCCUGCCAAAACGAGCCACUGGAUUUAAGGCUUUGGGAAAAAAUAAAAUUGCACGUGUCACAAGGAUCGUUAGAAGAAGUGCCGAUUCAGUUGGAAAACUGCAUCAGCACCCCGGGUGCGAAUUAUCAGUGCGUCAGGAUCGAAGAUUGCAAUGACAAAAGGCAACGGGGUAGCCAACAAUUCUGCAAAUGGGAAAGCAAACCAACGCACGUGUGUUGCUUGGAGAAACGCAGUGAUCAUCCUAUGGGGAAAUUCGCUCGGAGAGACAAGCGAGAGUAUCAGUCAUACUACGACGAUGAUGACUACGAAUCCUCAAUGGAAUACUUCAAUCGUGACAACCGUGGCUGGAGGCACGAGUACGAUGACUGGGAAAUGCCGUGGACGAAACAUAGGCGCCAGAGCGAUGACAGGAUGGAUUAUGGUUUUGAUCAUGAGUACGAUGACGAUUCCAAAAUAAUACCAAGCAUGGGCUCAAGGGGUGCAUUCGACAGUGACGAUACGGAAUGCGGCGUUUUGGCGGACGAAAUAAACGACGGGGUGCUGGGGCGAAUUUUCGGCGGCUCGCCCGUCCAAACAGCCGCGUCAUCUCCAUGGAUGGUUGCGAUUGGCAAAACUGAUCUGACCGGGAAGCCCGAAUUCUUCUGCGGCGGAGCUUUACUCAGCCAAACAAUCAUCUUAACCGCAGCCCACUGCGUUACGCAACGGUCGCCAAACAUGGUCAGAGUCGGCGAGCUGGACAUGAAUUCAAACACAGAACCAGCGGAGCCCCAGGACUCACUGAUCGAGGCUUCGACGAUUCACCCCGACUACAGCAAGCCUCGACACUACAACGACAUCGCCAUUGUCAGGCUAAAGACCCCGGUCAGGUACUCCAAGUAUGUUAGACCGAUAUGUCUGCCUCCGGACGACGGAAAUCUCUACGAGAAUGCUCCAGUCACGCUGACCGGAUGGGGAGACAUCAAGUCCAACGGUAAGGCCAGUCCUUUGCUUCAUAAAGUCGAAAUUAACGUCAUCAGCAACUCCCAGUGUAACGACAGGUAUAGAGAUGCUUUGAAGAGCAGUCGGAACAUCCGAGCUCUACCCAGAGGUAUUAUAGACUCUCAAAUGUGCGCCAGGGACGAGUUGGGAGGCAGAGAUGCGUGCAAGGGGGAUUCUGGAGGGCCGAUAGUCAGGAAGAACGGAAGACGACGGAUCGUCGUAGGCAUCGUGUCGUCAGGACUUGGCUGCGGAGAAAGAGAUCAUCCAGGAAUUUAUACGCGGGUUUCGCGUUACACCGACUGGAUUCGCAGCUUCUUAUAGAG
Molecule: messenger RNA, 1535 nt
Organism: Diprion similis
Lineage: Eukaryota; Metazoa; Arthropoda; Insecta; Hymenoptera; Diprionidae
Product: phenoloxidase-activating enzyme 1-like
Exons: 9
Coding region: 1-1533 (510 amino acids)
Biological process (GO): proteolysis
Molecular function (GO): serine-type endopeptidase activity
Source: RefSeq, a predicted model, not a curated record